Babjeviella inositovora NRRL Y-12698 is the source of this 564-nucleotide messenger RNA. RefSeq names its product Pho88p (gene PHO88). The record is from RefSeq and is a predicted model, not a curated record. Bases 1 to 564 code for a protein of 187 amino acids. Lineage: Eukaryota; Fungi; Ascomycota; Pichiomycetes; Serinales. Gene Ontology annotation, cellular component: endoplasmic reticulum; mitochondrion. Gene Ontology annotation, biological process: protein targeting to ER. The transcript has a single exon.
AUGAAUCCAGCUUUUACCAAUUUGGGUGUCAUGCUUGUCAUGAUGCAAGUGUCCAAGAAGAUGGACUGGGAAAACCCAUCCACCGUGUUCUACGUCAGAAUCUUGUACUCCGUCUGUACCUUGUUCUGCCUUGCCGUCUACUUGUAUGUCAGACAGCAGAUCAUUUCCAAGAACGACUUGACCACUAUGAAGUACGUUGAGCCAGCCUCUCCCUUCGGUGGUAGCUCUGAGGAGAAGUUGAUCGUCACCACUGUCAAGGACUACGAUCUCAAGCAGAUCCAGAGUUCCAUCAAGGGUGUGUUCACCGGCUUGGCCAUGAUGGGCUUCAUGCACUUGUACAUGAAGUACACCAAUCCAUUGUUGAUGCAGUCGAUCUCUCCGGUCAAGUCCGCGUUGGAAUCCCAGAUCGUCAAGAUCCACUUGUUCGGCAAGCCAGCUAUCGGUGACUUGAAGAGACCGUUCGCCGCCGCCUCCAUGUUUGGUGCCGCGGCUCCAGCCAAGACCGACAAGCAUACCAUCGAAACUGCUGAGGUGUCCGGUAACGGUGGUGUCAAGGAAGAAUAA